This is a messenger RNA of Racocetra persica, 894 nucleotides long. NCBI's taxonomy places the organism in Eukaryota, Fungi, Glomeromycota, Glomeromycetes, Diversisporales, Gigasporaceae. The record is from the annotation of a GenBank genome assembly.
GUAGAAUAAUAUCAGUCCAAAAACCACCAUCAAGUCUGACACAGAGCGAUGACAUUAAUGAAUUGAUAGUGUUAGACAUGACAAAUUCAUUCAAUUCUUCAAACCCUCCGCUGAAUGCUAUUACUAGUAACGCGCAAAAUAUUUCUUUUCAUGGUAUGUCGACGGGAGGUUCUAAUAAUGAUUUGAUGGUUGUAUGGGGUGGUGAAACAGUAAAUUCCACGGAUUCCAUUUUAUUAUUAUAUUUUGACACAAAAAAUCAACAAAUGAAUACUCAAAGUCCUUUGAAUCCGCCUCCUGGAAGAAUCGGACAUUCAAUGGUUACUAGAGUCAAUGAUUCUAUGGUCUAUAUAUUUGGUGGAUAUGACGGUACAUCUGGAGAGCUGCUAGGUCAACCAUCACAAACAGGCAGUUUUCAUAACGAGUUGUAUAAAUUGGAUACAAGGAGCAACAACAUCAAUUUUAUAGCUAUAACUAGUCAGUCGAGCACAUUACCACAAAGGAGAGCACAACAUUCGGCUACAAUUCUGAGUAAUGGAAAAAUUUAUAUAAUCGGUGGUCUAACUUUUAAUGAUACUAUUGGACAGUUAGGUUUAGUUCCGAUGUCUGAGAUUGAUAUUUUUGAUACCAUAAGUGACAGUUGGUCUAAGGUUAUAGUUGCAUCUGCAAACCUACCUCAAGAUCGAAGACUUCAUGGAGCUGUUGGAACAUCUAGCAACAAGAUUAUAAUAUUUGGAGGUGCAGAUUUAAAUUUGCGAAAAUAUCAGGAUAUUGCUGUAUUAGAUACACUUAAUGAUAAUUUAUCUUGGACUAAGCCCACAACAAACGGAGAUUUACCCUCAGCUCGUUAUUCCCAUACUUUUACUAUAGUAGGAAACAAUGCUAUUGUUGCAUAUG